CAACGCCAACCACAAUCGCUGACGUCACCCCGCCUAGUCACACGCGCGUUUCACUAGCCACAAGCAAGGCGCACCACCUCUGCCUACGCCCCACCUACCAACUUGCAGUCUGUCACUCCAGCAUCCAGUUUUCAAGUCAAUCUCUACCUCCCUCCAAGUCCCAAGCCGAGGCCUGCUUCGAAAAAUACCCACUCAGGAGAGUUCUUUCAGAGAAGCAAGAAUGGCGCAGCACUUUCCCGGUCAGCAAGGCGCGCCCGCGUACAACGACCACAUUCUGACGAUUACGGAUCGCACGUGCCCGGAUCCGUAUGUAAUUUGGGACAAGGGGACGUUUUACAUGACGUUUACGGUGGGGGAUCGUGUGGAGGUUUGGGCGGCGGAUAGUUUGUUUGAGUUUGAGAAGAGGGCGCGGAAGGAGUGUGUGUGGCGACCACCACCUGACAAGGAGUACUCUGGCGAUCUCUGGGCUCCCGAAUUGCACUCUCUGCAUGGCCGCUGGUAUGUUUACUUUGCGGCUACGGAUCCGAAACACGGGAACAAGUCUCACCGUAUGUUUGUUGUUGCCGGACCGCCUGCAGAUCAGGAUCCGAUGGACUCGUCGAAGUGGGAGUUUGCGGGGCGGUUGGAAGGCAUGCCGAAGGACCAAUGGGCGAUUGACGGCACGGUAAUUUCGUUGCACGGCGGAUUGUGCUUUGUGUACUCUGGAUGGCCGCUUGGUACGGGGAAUGAUGAGAGCAAGCAAGAGAUCUAUAUCAUCGAGAUGGUUAGUCCGACGCAAUGCCAGGGCCAUCCGGUACGCAUUAGCACUCCAGACAAUCCAUGGGAGUACAGUGGAAAGAGUGGCAUCAAUGAGGGACCUCAAUUCCUUUGCUCUCCUGAUGGCCGGUGGGCUGGAAUCGUCUAUUCGUGUGCAGGAAGCUGGACCCACGAGUACAAAAUGAACAUCCUCCACUUUACCGGCGGCCACCCCCUCUCCCCACAGUCCUGGCACAAAUCCCCGUUCCCCCUCAUCCAAGCCGCUCGCGACGACACCCCGCCUUACGGCCCUGGUCACGGCAACUUUGUCACCGUCAACGGCCCAGGCGGCCAAGAGGUCUGGGGAGUCUUCCAUGCCACAGACGCAAAAACGGGAUGGGACGGCAGAAAAGCGAGGAUCAUGCGUGUAGGGUGGGGUGAGCAUGGACCAUUCAUGGGAAAUGGGUAUUGCGGAAGGUGUUGCAGUGAUGUGGAUCAUUUCUUGCAUGGGUGUGAUGGAGGCGCUUGUGGUGGUAAGGGAAAUUGUGGGGGUAAAGGAGGGCUGACGGAGGCGGGGAGUGGGUUUGGGGGACAAGAAGACUUGAAAAGGGAGGCGAAGGAGCUUUUGGGGAAGGGGAAGAAGGCUUUUGGUAAGAUUUUCAAGUAGAUAUGGAAGGGAAUGCUGUGGAUGAGAAACUACACUACCGGUAAGGUAAUGCGCCACGGAAUUGCUCUGUAGACCCAUAAGAUCUGCGCAAGUGGAAGGAUACGGGGACAACGAGAACAGGAGACAAAAGGCCUCCCCUUGACCUAGCUAUAAACAUGCCUUUAGUAGCCCGCAAACCCAUCAUGGGAACCCCUAGGCGUUGAGGCUUCAUUCUCCUCUGGAAGCGAGUCUAUCUCUACUUGCAACGCGCUUUCAGGCCAAACUUUCUGCGCCAUGGCGUGUUCAGCAACGUUUCGGAAGAAAGCAUACCACGAUUCGCCUGACAGCUCGGUCAGACACCAUUCAUGGAUACGGAAAGCCUUGAUUAAGGAAGUGUUGAACUCAUGAAGAACAUAUUUACGGAGUACAGACUUUUCGUAUACAUCGUAACAGGAACGCUGACUGGUGC
Molecule: messenger RNA, 1850 nt
Organism: Paraphaeosphaeria sporulosa
Lineage: Eukaryota; Fungi; Ascomycota; Dothideomycetes; Pleosporales; Didymosphaeriaceae
Product: alpha-L-arabinofuranosidase II
Exons: 3
Coding region: 221-1402 (393 amino acids)
Biological process (GO): carbohydrate metabolic process
Molecular function (GO): hydrolase activity, hydrolyzing O-glycosyl compounds
Source: RefSeq, a predicted model, not a curated record